This is a messenger RNA of Paramisgurnus dabryanus, 3695 nucleotides long. Its product is annotated as E3 ubiquitin-protein ligase TRIM39-like. Gene Ontology annotation, molecular function: protein binding; zinc ion binding. Lineage: Eukaryota; Metazoa; Chordata; Actinopteri; Cypriniformes; Cobitidae. The record is from RefSeq and is a predicted model, not a curated record.
UGCACAGCGCAACUGUCAGAACAUGCUGUCUAUGCUGUCUUUGCAAUAUAUAUAAUAUAUAAUAAUAUAAUAUCGUUUAGAUGACAUUAAAUUGUGUGCUUCUCAAUAUAGUGUCAACAUUUUGGUUUACCUGCUGAUAAUACCAAAUCAGUAACAGAACAAAUAUUAAGCAUUAAAUUAUCUCCAUUAUUUUGCUCUUCCUGCUUUCCCCCACCUGAUAAUUUCUGUCCAAUGAAUGAAUGACCUUAAUACACAUGUGGUUCUGUUUAAAAAUUUUGGUUCACUUGCAAAAAGGGCAGUGUGAAUGCGAACCGCACUAAAAAAUACAAAAAUAAAAAACGUUUGGUCCGGACCAAAGCAAGUGAACUUGCGGACUUUCCAGGUAUGAAUACAUCCUAAGAAAUCAUUUUCAUUUCAAAUACUUAUUAUCACUGACAACAGGUAUGGCCAGGAUAUUGUCAUUUAAAAAGUGGAGUUGCAGCCCUCAACUGAUGUUUAUGUUGUCAUUUUGUGUAUUGGCCACCAGUUGUGUGAUUGCAGUGCCAGUUUAAGCCGCAAGUUUUGUGAUUUCAAUACCAGUUUUGGCCACAAUCCUACAUACUGUUCCUUUAACACAGACAACUGGGAACAUUUGCAGUAGUAGUAGUUCAGUAAUUACAUUGUGCUUUUCUCCCCUCACUGUGCCUGCAUUAAAAAGCCUUUUGCAAAUGGGAGGCAUCAGUGGAGAAAAUAGUAUUUACAGUACUGUGUGAUAAAGAUAAAUAUUUAUUUAUGACGAUGAACAUUAGAUUUUAAAAUGUGUUUUAUGCAUCAUAUAUCACAUUACUAGCAAACUGUCAUGCUUCUUAAAACAACACCUGAAUUUACUCUCCUAAGAAAGAAGAAAUUACCAUAAUAUGAAGAAUUUUAUCUAGCAGAGAAAUCUUCACAAUAUAACACACAAGAAAGAGACAAACUUCAAAACAGGACUUAAUUCAGGUAUGUGUUUUCAAUGGAUGCGUUCAUUUUUGAAAUGCAAAGAAUCUUAUUGGCAUCUUUUAACAUCUUUUGGUUUGCAUUGUAGUAACUUAUAGUGAGAUAUUGACUUGACAUCAUCACAGAAGUCCUUUUGGGUUAUUUUCAGCUCUCAGCAAAAUGGUUUUAUUAAUUUGAACAGCGUACAACGUAAACAUGUGUCUUGUGUGUAAUAAAACAUGGCACUAUCCUUAUAAUUCAUUUAAAAGAGAAUUAGACAACUGACCAUGAUGUGUAACACUGGUAAUGAACUGCAAGACUGUAUAAAAUCCUGUAUAUGUUAAUUUAAUAAUAUAAGUAAUGAAUAAUUGAUGAAAAUUCGAAAAUAAUGCACACCCAGGUGGUAUUGCAACACGAAGUGAAGCGGAGUCAAUUAUUUCGCUUGAUCUAAUCUUUAACUGGAUAACUUUUGUGUGUGACCAUGUGAAUCUGGUGCCUCUUAUACAGGGGGAGCAAAUUUAUAAAUAUAUAAUCCACAUUAUAGCUGCAUGCAGUACAAACUUUACACACACCACAAAAACAUGGGAGGAGCUAUGACAUCACCACAGGUGUGACAGCUUUCAGUGAAAAUGAAACUAAACUGACGAUGAACAACCUAUAAACCUUUAAACUCUUUCACUCUUCAAGAAAGAAGAUAUUUAAGACUUUUAAAGCUGUACCUGAACACAUCUGAUACUCAUUCACAGUUUUAAAGAGAAGUCGAACAAUGGCAGAAUCUUCACCAACAUCAUCAAAACCAAGACGGACCAGAAGAAAGAGUAUUGAUGAACCACCAUUUCUGUUAUCCUCCAGUGUUUCUCUGUCUGAAGAGCUUCAGUGUUGUGUGUGUCUGGAUGUGUUCAGUGAUCCAGUCAGCACUCCAUGUGGACACAACUUCUGCAGGAUCUGUCUGAAACAGUGCUGGGACAACAGUCAGAUCUACAGCUGUCCAUACUGUAAAGAAACAUUCAGUAAAAGACCAGAGCUCAACAUCAACACAGCACUUAGAGAGCUCAUGCUGAUCUUUAAAGAAAAGUUCAGUCAGAGAAGAUCUGAAGUCCUCUGUGACAUCUGUGAUGAAAGAAAACUGAAAGCCCUGAAGUCCUGCCUAACAUGUCAGGCAUCUUACUGUGAAACUCAUCUGGAGCCUCACCAGAGAGUCUUGAACUUAAAGAAACACAAACUGCUGGAUCCUGUGGAGAAUAUAAAUGACUAUGUAUGUGAGAAACAUGAGAGACCUCUGGAGCUCUUCUGUAGAAAUGAUCAGACAUGUGUUUGUGUGUUUUGUACUGAUGGAGAUCACAAGAAUCACAACACUGUUCCUCUAGAGGAGGAGAGUAAAGAGAAGAAGACUCAACUGAUGAAGACACAGACAGACAUUCAGCAGAUGAUCCAGAAGAGAAUCAAGAAGAUUCAAGACAUCAAACACUCAGCAGAACUCAGAAAAAGAAGCAGAGAGCAGGAGAAAGCAGCGAGUGUUGAGCUCUUCAGUGAUCUGAUCAGAUCCAUUGAGAGAUGUCAGACUGAGCUGCUGGAGAUGAUGGAGGAGGAACAGAAAGCAGCAGAGAAACAGGAUGAAGAUCUCAUUAAAGAUCUGGAGCAGGAGAUCACUGAGCUGAAGUGGAGAGACAGUGAACUGGAGAAGAUUACACACAGUGAAGAUCAUCUUCAUCUCGUUCAGAUUUACCCAUCAUCCCUGUACAGAGCUCCAGACAUGAAGAACUGGUCUGAGAUCAGUAUGAAGACUCAUGUGAGUGUGGAGACUCUGAGGAGAGCUCUGACUCAACUACAGGAGACUCUCAAUGAGAAACUCACACAGACUGUAAUGAUGAAGAUGCAGCAGUAUGCAGUGGAUGUGACUUUGGAUCCUGAUACAGCAAAUCCAUAUCUCAUCCUGUCUGAAGACAGAAAACAAGUGAGAGAUGGAGACAUUAAACAAAAACUCCCAGAUAAUCCAGAGAGAUUUAAUCCGAGUGUCUGUGUUCUGGGAAAAGAGGGAUUCACCUCAGGGAGAUUUUAUUUUGAGGUUCAGGUGAAGGACAAAACUAACUGGGAUUUAGGAGUGGCCAGUGAAUCUAUUAACAGAAAGGGAUCGAUCACACCGACUCCUGAGGAUGGAUUCUGGACUGUGUGGCUGAGGAAUGGGAAUGAAUAUGAAGCUCUUGAUGAUCCUGAUGUCUCUCUGUGUCUGAAAGUGAAACCACAGAAGGUCGGGGUGUUUGUGGAUUAUGAGGAGGGUUUGGUUUGUUUUUAUGAUGUAGAGUCCAGGUCUCAUAUCUACUCUUUCACUGCUCAAACUUUCACUGAGAAACUCUUUCCUUUCUUCAGUCCAUGUCCUAAUGAUGGCGGUAAAAAUUCAGCUCCUCUGAUCAUCUCACCUGUUCAUUACAACAAAUAAAUCAACAUCUAGAAUAUAAAAUACUAAAUAAAAGGUUUCUAAAAGCUGAAAACUAAGAAUAAGAAAACAAUAAAUACGCAUAUCCUCUUUUUCUAAUGAUAAUAUGUAAACUUAUGAACAGAAAACUUGAACACUUAGUACAAAUUCUGUCAUUGUGGCUUUACCCUCUCAAUAAUUUGAGUGCAUAUUAGUAUCUCUGUGGUAAAUACUGGUACUAAACAUUACUGGUACAGUACAUACAGUAUUUGUACCUAAAUGGUACACAUUAUGACCUUUAUAAAUGAUAAAUGUGUAGUUAUCUGAU